Atta colombica is the source of this 2382-nucleotide messenger RNA. RefSeq names its product protein mothers against dpp (gene Mad). NCBI's taxonomy places the organism in Eukaryota, Metazoa, Arthropoda, Insecta, Hymenoptera, Formicidae. The coding region runs from base 570 to 1979 and encodes 469 amino acids. Gene Ontology annotation, molecular function: RNA polymerase II cis-regulatory region sequence-specific DNA binding; I-SMAD binding; DNA-binding transcription factor activity, RNA polymerase II-specific. The record is from RefSeq and is a predicted model, not a curated record. Gene Ontology annotation, cellular component: heteromeric SMAD protein complex. Gene Ontology annotation, biological process: transforming growth factor beta receptor signaling pathway; regulation of transcription by RNA polymerase II; SMAD protein signal transduction. The transcript is spliced from 3 exons.
UGAGAUGAACAUGUGUGUUCAUAUCGCUGCGGAACUAACGAGAAUCAAAUAAUCGAUCGGACCGUUUCAAGACUAUUUACACAUUUCGUGGAACGAGACGAAGUGUUCGUUACGUCUCUGCGAGUCGGCCGUUCGAAAUUUGGAGCAUCAAAUCCGCGUUUCGUCGUCGUCCGAUUGUCGUCGUCGUGAAUAGUUGGCGCUCGAACGUUGCCAGAAUGGCAACGGUGAAGGAUCGUAGGCGUAGCAGCGCGGGAUGGCGAUGCGUCACGGUGUGACAUUGAUUCGAGAUCGAUCUCCCGACAUCGUCACCGUUUCACGGAAUUGUCUAUCGGUUGACUCGCGCCUGCGGCCAGCCAGCCUCGGCAGUCGAACAGUGCAAUCGAUAAUCCCUGCGAACGCUUUUUGCGCUGGGCGCGAGAUCGUAAUGGCGAGAGCGUGGCGUCGAUGGACGAUAGGCGGCAAGAGUGGGAGACAGUGAUUGCUGACGAAGAUUUUUUUUUUAUAGAUAGAUAGUAGACAGGAAUAUUAUGCAUACUCACUACACCUAAUUGAUACAUCACCUUUCAAAUAUGGAUGAUGAAGAAGGAGCUUCGAGUUCUGGACCUAUGUCUUCAUUAAACAGCUUAUUUUCAUUCACCAGUCCCGCUGUGAAAAAAUUACUCGGCUGGAAGCAAGGUGAUGAGGAGGAGAAAUGGGCUGAAAAAGCAGUGGAUUCGUUAGUGAAGAAACUGAAGAAGCGCAAAGGCGCGAUCGAAGAACUGGAACGAGCACUGAGCUGCCCUGGAACGCCAAGUAAAUGCGUGACUAUUCCUAGAAGCUUAGAUGGUAGAUUGCAGGUUUCGCAUCGUAAGGGCUUGCCACAUGUGAUAUACUGUAGAGUCUGGCGCUGGCCAGAUCUCCAGUCACAUCACGAAUUGAAACCACUGGACUUGUGUCAGUUUCCGUUUUCUGCCAAGCAGAAGGAAGUCUGCAUUAAUCCUUAUCAUUACAAAAGGGUGGAGAGCCCGGUACUGCCACCGGUGUUGGUUCCUAGACACUCGGAAUAUGCUCCCGGCCAUUCUCUGUUGCCAUUUCAGCAAUUAGCCGAUCCAAGCAUGCCACAUAACGUGUCCUAUACAUCUAGCGGUUUCAAUGCUGGUUCUACGAGUGGUGUUAAUCCAACGUCACCUAUGUCCUCUGUCGGUUCCGUGCCCAGUCCAGGGAGCACGACUUUGCCGAAUCCUCAGAGUCCAUAUGGUACCAAUGGAUUACCGGAGACACCACCGCCAGCAUAUUCUCCUCCUGAGGAUGGCUCUCAAACUGGGCAAACCACAUCCUCGGACUCAGUUCCGAUGGACACAAGCUCAUCAAUUGAAUCAGCUACACCUGUGUGUUACCAAGAACCACCUUACUGGGCUUCAAUCGCUUAUUACGAGCUAAAUUGUCGAGUGGGUGAAGUAUUUCACUGUCAUUCGCACUCCGUGAUUAUUGACGGCUUUACAAAUCCGAGCAACAACUCCGAUCGCUUCUGCCUUGGACAACUGUCUAAUGUAAAUCGAAAUUCUACGAUAGAGAAUACGAGGCGGCACAUAGGCAAAGGAGUGCAUCUGUAUUACGUCGGCGGAGAAGUUUAUGCCGAAUGUCUCUCGGAUUCUGCGAUAUUUGUACAGUCUAGGAAUUGUAAUCAUCAUCAUGGCUUUCAUCCCAGCACAGUUUGUAAAAUUCCACCGGGAUGUUCAUUGAAGAUAUUUAACAAUCAAGAAUUUGCCCAACUUCUAUCGCAAAGCGUAAAUCAUGGUUUUGAAGCUGUCUAUGAAUUAACAAAGAUGUGUACGAUUAGAAUGUCUUUCGUGAAGGGAUGGGGUGCGGAAUAUCAUAGACAGGAUGUUACCUCAACUCCCUGUUGGAUCGAAGCACAUUUGCACGGACCUUUGCAAUGGUUGGACAAAGUGUUAACGCAGAUGGGUCCGCCUCACAACGCCAUAAGUUCUGUCUCAUAAGUAACGUACACGCAUCAUAGAGAUUUGUUUUAAGACAAAAAGACAAUUAGUCUCGAUGCACUUUUAAAAGUUCAAAUAUAGGCUGUAUUUGCCACAUAUGUGAGAAUUACGGAAACUGUGCACGGACGAAAUACAGUUACAGUAAGUUGCCCUAUGUUAUACUUAUAUUAAAAUAAUAUCUAAGAAGAAACAUGAUAAUGAAAUGAACGAGAGAUGUAAUGUUCGAAAGAGAUACAAAAACUCAUGAGAAAUGUUAUGCAAAAGAAAAAUAUUUAAAGAUGGCGAUCUCUGGGAGUUAUCGUGACCGCGUAUACAUUUAGACGCUAUAAAAACUCUUUGGCUGUUAUAUAAGGACAGAAUUAUAUAUUAUAUAUACAUACAUACAUACAUGCGCGCGCACACA